Molecule: messenger RNA, 900 nt
Organism: Aspergillus heteromorphus CBS 117.55
Lineage: Eukaryota; Fungi; Ascomycota; Eurotiomycetes; Eurotiales; Aspergillaceae
Product: A4/G1 family peptidase
Exons: 1
Coding region: 1-900 (299 amino acids)
Biological process (GO): proteolysis
Molecular function (GO): glutamic-type endopeptidase activity
Source: RefSeq, a predicted model, not a curated record
AUGAAGUUCUCUUCCAUCCUCACCGGCUCCCUCCUGGCCAGCGCCGCCAUCGCCGCUCCUCUCACCGAGAAGCGCCGCGCUCGCAACCUCGCCCGCCGCUCCGACAAGCAGCGCCAGACCAACCCUCCCUACAUCCCCGGUACCAAGGAUGUCCUCAAGCUCACCAACUCCACCGAGACCGAGUACUCCGAGAACUGGGCCGGUGCCGUCCUGAUCGGAUCCGGCUACACCGAGGUCACUGCUGAGUUCACUGUCCCCAGUGUCUCUGCUCCCUCCAGCUCCGGCUCUGGCGGCUACGGCGGUGGCUACGGCGGUGGCUACGGUGGUGGCUACGGCGGCGGCUACGGUGGUGGCGGCCCCGGUGGCUUCUGGAAGCGUCAGGGCGAGGAGUACUGCGCCUCCGCCUGGGUCGGUAUCGACGGUGACACCUGCGAGACCGCCAUCCUCCAGACCGGUGUCGACUUCUGCUACGCGGACGGCCAGGUCUCCUACGAUGCCUGGUACGAGUGGUACCCCGACUACGCCUACGACUUCGACGACAUCGAGAUCUCCGAGGGUGACUCCAUCAAGGUCACCGUCAAGGCCUCCAGCGACACCAGCGGCACUGCCAGCAUCGAGAACCUGACCACCGGCAAGUCGGUCAGCCACACCUUCACCGACGUCUCCGACGGCAACCUGUGCGAGACCAACGCCGAGUGGAUCGUCGAGGACUUCGAGUCCGGUGACUCCCUCGUUGCCUUCGCUGACUUCGGCACCGUCACCUUCACCAACGCCUACGCCAUCUCCAACGGCCAGACCGUCUCCCCCGCUGACGCCACCCUCAUGGACAUCGAGCAGGACAACGAGGUCCUCACCUCCACCUCCGUCGAUGGCGAGACCGUCACCGUCACCUACGUCUAA